This is a messenger RNA of Danio rerio (zebrafish), 773 nucleotides long. The record is from RefSeq and is a predicted model, not a curated record. Lineage: Eukaryota; Metazoa; Chordata; Actinopteri; Cypriniformes; Danionidae.
CACACCAUGGAACUAGAAUAAGCGGACGAGCUCAUUGGUCAGCAGUCGCUCAGUCGAAACGUGCGGUUAACGUUGCUAAACGACAUAGGUAAAUAACGUUAAAUGUUGUAUGCUUUAAUAUAAGAAUGCAUUCGACGUUAGUGGGGUUUUAAAAAACUGCAGCACUGUAGUUACCUUGCUAGAUAUACGAUGACACGUUUAUUAAGUGAUACGUUGGGUUGGAAUGCUAGCAUGCUAAAUUAGCCGCUUAUCGAUAACGUUCACCGGCAAUUUCCAAACAAAUAAGGUUAAACCUCUUCUGGAAACCCCUUAUGUGGUUUAAAAUAAACGUCUUUACUAAAAUGAGUCUCCGAAAGCAGACACCAAGUGAUUUCCUGAAGCAGAUCAUUGGGAGGCCAGUGGUGGUGAAACUGAACUCUGGUGUCGAUUACAGAGGAGUCCUGGCCUGCCUUGACGGCUACAUGAAUAUUGCGGUGGAACAGACAGAGGAAUAUGUCAACGGCCAACUGAAGAACAAGUAUGGAGAUGCAUUUCUCAGAGGAAACAAUGUGUUAUACAUCAGCACCCAGAAGAGGAAGAUGUGAAGCUGCUUUACUUAUUUCUUCAUGCGUUGUUAGAGAAGUCAAUUGUUUACUGUUAAUAUUCAUAAAUCCUUUGUUAGCUGAUGAUGAUGUCUAAGUUUGUUAAAUGUUUUGUAACACACAUUUGCUGUCCUGCAGAACGAAGCAGUAGCAUUUGUUUUCCAACAAUAAAUUGUGUUCAUGUUUCCCUGA